Messenger RNA from Encephalitozoon intestinalis ATCC 50506, 759 nucleotides. RefSeq lists its product as uncharacterized. Bases 1 to 759 code for a protein of 252 amino acids. The record is from RefSeq and is a predicted model, not a curated record. NCBI's taxonomy places the organism in Eukaryota, Fungi, Microsporidia, Unikaryonidae. The transcript has a single exon.
AUGAGGGGGAAAAGCCAUCUGUAUUCCUUGCUCAGAAAGAGAUGCAUAAGGACCAUUGGAAUAGAAAGGAAAGUAGCGGAAGAUAUGUGGAUGCCAGUCAUACCUUCAUAUAAGGCGGACUCCAGGAAUGAGCUUAAACAAUCCACCAGUAGAAUCAGAAAAAAAAGUGGCGGGGUGGAUGGCGCAAUAAACAAAAAAACACCUGGUUACAACAGUGCUUCAUCUCCUGGAUCCAAUGCAUCCCUAAGAUCAUAUGCUGGCUUUCCAAUGGACGUAUUUCUUGUGUCCAUCUUCGGCCAAGAAAGAGGAAUAAGAUUCAACUUCGGCCUUAUCAACUCUGUAAUACUCCGAUUUCUGGACCAUAGAAACGUGGGAUCUAUCCUGUUAAUAGAAUCAAUAUUCAAGGUUGCUCAAGAACUGCCUUUGGUUUUAAUUUCGGGAUAUAUUUAUCUCGAGAAGUAUGUCAAAAAGAUUGGGAUUGCAUUUAGUAAUUGUAAAAGGCUAAUUAAGUUUUUUUUUGUUUGCUGCUUCAUGGGAUUGAAAUUUAUUUUUGAUGGUCCAAGUCCUAGUAUCCGAUUCCUCCAGGAGAUGAAUCCUAGAGAAAUCUUUCAAAUAGAGAAGUUGGUUUUGUCGGCUAUAGAUUAUGACCUUGAGAUUUCCAAUGGCGAUAUUAGAAGGGUUUUUCUUCAAAAUAAGACCUUAUUGAGUGACAAAGAGCGUCUUGAUGAGCAAUUUGACAAGGUCACUAGAAACCAUUAA